UUCUCCUCUGAAAGUGAUGGCGAGUAAAAUGCUUAUUUCUGUUCCACUGCAUUUGCUCCUUUGCUGGAUGCUCCUUGUAGCCUCCAAGACGAUCACCAUCAUCACUUUACAAGAUGCCAUCCUGUCCAUUCCAUUGAACAUGUCUCCAGAUUCUGUUGAUGACAUGUACUCUGGCUGCAGGUCGAGGAUGGAGCGAAUCGUCAACACCAAAUACUUUGAAAAAGAGAACAAGGGGAUAUUUGCAGAUGUCUGGGAAAAAGCAAAUGAAUGUGCAACUGUUAAAUUCCGAGCUAAAAAUAACAAAUAUGGGGCUUUGACCAAGAAUCACAUUCAAGCAAUCUGUGUUUUUACAUCUAAUUAUGAAAAGUUUUACAUGACAUUCAACGAUGCAGUCCGAACAAACAGAGCAAUAUAUGGCACCUCCUUUCCGUUUCACUUUUUACAUUUCUGGCUGACAACUGCCGUACAGAUCCUUGGUGAAAGAACAGGCUGUAAGACCACUUACCGCAGAACUACGGCUGUGUUCACUGGGGAAGUCAAACAGAAAAUUCGCUUUGGUUCUUUUAGCUCCACCUCCGCAAGUCCAAACCUGAAAGGUUUUGGAAACAAGACAUGCUUUCAAAUCAGGACCUGUUAUGGUGCUCCCUUGAAGAAUUAUUCAAUCUUUAGUUUUGAGGAAGAGGUGCUUAUCCCCCCUUAUGAGAUCUUUCAAAUAACCAAGAAAAUUAAGAAAAAUUAUAGAAAGCUGCGUGACUGUGAGAACGUGUAUAUCCUAAAGAGUGUACGAUUUCACAGCAAUCUGAACUGCAAAAAUGCAUAGGCAAGAAAGACCAGGUGGAGCAAAGUGAGCAUUUAGUCUUGUGUAGCAAACCGAAUGAUUCUUCAAAAAUCCAAGCUCAUUACAGUAUGUCUAUGCAUUCACCUCAACCGCUCACCUUAUGCUGGAGUCCGCAUG
Molecule: messenger RNA, 955 nt
Organism: Paralichthys olivaceus (Japanese flounder)
Lineage: Eukaryota; Metazoa; Chordata; Actinopteri; Pleuronectiformes; Paralichthyidae
Product: ecto-ADP-ribosyltransferase 5-like
Molecular function (GO): NAD+-protein-arginine ADP-ribosyltransferase activity; NAD+ poly-ADP-ribosyltransferase activity
Source: RefSeq, a predicted model, not a curated record